CCGACUGUAUCACGGGUGGCGGGGCCGGGAGCCCACCUGUCGCCCACGCGCUCGGAACGGGAACGGGAAUGCAACGAGGCUGACCGGCCCGCGGUGAUGGGGACUCAGGGCUCCACGGGAAGGGCUCUUCGACCGUGCACGCCCCGCUGUUUUCUCCUGCCUCUGUGGACCCUCACGUCGCCUUCCAGCAGCCCCCGCAAUUGGCAGGCAGUCAUCGACCUUAUUUGCCAGGACUCUGUUUGCAAAGGGGGUGGGAUUGACGGGGUGUGAUAGGACUACAGACCAAUAGGCAGCCUUUCACGAGGGAUCCUGAAGCCCACUCGGGGAAGUGAUAGCUCAGGCGCUUCCUUGGAAUGAUCCUGUUCCCCGCCCCACCUCCCUGGGGCACCUUUGGCCUGAAGCGAUCUGCUGAUAAACCCGCGCAGAUAGGCAGAUGGCUCUGAGAAUGACCAAAGGUCCCGCCGGAAUUCAUUGUGCCAAGUUCUUGAAGUCCCCACAAUUAGAGGGACAGAAAGGCAAAGAACGAAAAAGGGCCCUAGACUGGAAGCCAGACUCUGCUUCUCAUUUGUGGGGUGACCACUCACCCGCUGUCUGGACUGCAUUGUGCCAUCUGUGGUAUGAGCCUAGAGCUGGCUGUGGACACGACACUGACACUGACCCUCACCGGUCACCUCCAGUUUUCCCGCAGCCCUUGCCGCCAUGCCCAGCUCGGCGCUGUGGGCAGUGGACCUCUUCGGGAGGGUGUACACACUCUCCACAGCCGGGCAGUACUGGGAGCUCUGCAAGGACACCCAGCUGGAGUUCAAGCGGGUCAGCGCGGCCACACAGGGCUGCUGGGGCAUCGCCUGCGACAACCAGGUCUAUGUGUACGUGUGCGCCAGCGACGUCCCCAUCCGCUGCCAGGAGGAGGCCUAUGAGAACCAGCGCUGGAACCCCGUGGGUGGCUUCUGUGAGAAGCUCCUGCCGAGUGACCGCUGGCCGUGGAGCGACGUGAGUGGGCUCCAGCAUCGGCCGCUGGAUGGGGUGGCACUGCCCUCGCCGCACUGGGAAUGGGAGUCCGACUGGUACGUGGAUGAGAACUUUGGAGGGGAACCCACCGAGAAAGGGGGGUGGACAUAUGCCAUGGACUUUCCUGCCACUUACACGAGGGACAAGAAGUGGAAUUCUUACGUGAGGCGGCGGAGGUGGAUCCGGUACAGGAGAUACAAGUCCCGCGACACCUGGGCCAAGAUCCCUUCGAAGGAUGACCCCAAACAACUGCCCGACCCCUUCAACGACCUCUCUGUUGGGGGGUGGGAGAUCACAGAGGAGCCCGUGGGCCACCUGUCCGUGUGGGCUGUGUCUCUGCAGGGAAAGGUGUGGUACAGAGAGGACGUCAGCCACCCCAACCCAGAAGGCUCAUCAUGGUCUCACGUGGACACUCCGGGGGAGGUGGUCCAGAUUAGCUGUGGGCCUCACGACCUCCUGUGGGUCACGCUCUGGGAGGGACAGGCCUUGGUUCGAGAAGGAAUCAACAGGAACAACCCCAAAGGAAGUUCCUGGUGCCUAGUGGAGCCUCCCACCUCUGAAAACGGCAUCAUGCACAUCUCCGUGGGAGUGGGCGUGGUCUGGGCCGUCACCAAGGACCGGAAAGUGUGGUUCCGCAGAGGUGUCAACUCUCACAACCCCCGUGGCACCAGCUGGAUCGAGAUGGUUGGAGAAAUGACUAUGGUGGACGUGGGGCUCAACGACCAGGUCUGGGGCAUCGGCUACGAGGACCGGGCCGUGUACUUCCGGCAGGGCAUCACCCCGAGCGAGCUCAGUGGGAAGAUGUGGAAGGCCAUUGUCGCCAGUCGUGUGUGUGACCGGUCACACUCCGGCAGCUCCUCCAGUCUCCUCAGCGCUGGCUGUUUCUUUGGUGACGAGGUGAGGGUCAGUGGCGAUUCCUGCGCACCAAGCGACACGGAUGCCUCCUCGGAAGCUGAGAGACCAGGGCCUGAGCAGCCUGUCCCUGCAGAGUCUCCGGAAAGUCCCGGCAACUCCAAGGGCAGCUCGGCUUCAGGCCCAGCCACCACCAAGACCGCAGAGCAUGCCUUGGAGGGUGCCAGCCCAGCUGAUCACACCCCAGGGCCUGAGCCUCGCCCCGGCCAGGCCUCCACCCCUGCCGAGCUGCCCUGGACCAGUAUCGACCUGAAGGAGCCCAAGAGAGCGCCCGGCCACUCCGCUGAGACCACCGGCCUCUCCUCACUGGAGAUGCUCCCGCUGGGCUUGGAGGAGCCCUACUGCGCUGACGACCACCCGCUGUGGGUCUGGGUGUCAGGAGGAGGCUGUGCCGUGGAGGCCCACACUGUGCUCAAGUGGUUCACCGCCCAGUCGGGCCUGUCUUCCUCCAUGCAGACACUGUCCCUGUCCAUCACGCCGGCCCAGACCGCCGCCUGGCGGAAGCAGAUCUUCCAGCAGCUGACGGAAAGGACCAAGCGGGAGCUGGAGAACUUCCGACAUUACGAACAGGCCGUGGAGCAGUCCGUGUGGGUGAAGACAGGGGCCCUGCAGUGGUGGUGCGACUGGAAGCCCCACAAGUGGGUGGACGUCCGCGUGGCCCUGGAGCAGUUCACGGGGCACGACGGGGCCCGGGACAGCAUCCUCUUCAUCUACUACGUGAUCCACGAGGAGAAGAAGUACUUGCACGUGUUCCUCAAUGAGGUGACGACGCUGGUCCCCGUGCUCAAUGAGGACAAGCACUCCUUCGCCAUGUACACCCCCGAGAGGACCCGGCAGAGGUGGCCUGUGCGUCUGGCUACUGCCACCGAGCAGGACAUGAAUGACUGGCUGGCCCUGCUCAACCUGUCCUGCUGUGAGAGCCGGAGGGUCCUUGGCCGCCCCUCCCUGCAGGCCAUCUGGUCCAUCACCUGCAAGGGCGACAUCUUCGUGAGUGAGCCCAGCCCGGACCUGGAGGCCCCUGAGCACCCGCUGCCCUGCGACCAGAUGUUCUGGCGGCAGAUGGGCGGCCACCUGCGGGUGGUAGAGGCCAGCAGCCGGGGCGUGGUGUGGGGCAUUGGCUACGACGGCACAGCCUGGGUGUACACAGGUGGCUACGGAGGAGGCUGCUUCCAAGGCCUGGCCAGCAGCACCGGUAACAUCUACCCACAGUCAGAUGUGAAGUGCAUCUACAUCUAUGAGAACCAGCGCUGGAACCCCGUCACGGGCUACACCAGCAGGGGUCUGCCCACUGACCGGUACAUGUGGAGCGAUGCCACGGGGCUGCAGGAGUGCACCAAGGCGAGCACGAAGCCCCCCUCCCUUCAAUGGAGCUGGGUUUCAGACUGGUCCGUGGACUUCAGCGUUCCUGGGGGUACUGACCAAGAGGGGUGGCAGUAUGCCAGUGACUUCCCUUCCUCAUAUCACGGGUACAAAACCAUGAGGGAUUUUGUCAGGAGGAGGUGCUGGGCCAGAAAGUGCAAGCUGGUGACCAGCGGGCCCUGGCUGGAAGUGCCCCCCAUUGCCCUCAGGGAUGUGUCCAUCAUCCCCGAGAGCCCGGGCGCCGACGAGAGUGGACACAGCAUCGCACUCUGGGCCGUCAGUGACAAGGGGGACGUGCUGUGCCGCCUGGGUGUGUCCGAGCUUAACCCCGCGGGCGCCUCCUGGCUGCACGUGGGCACCGACCAGCCCUUCGCCUCCGUCUCCAUCGGGGGCUACUGCCAGGUGUGGGCCGUGGCGAGGGACGGCUCUGCCUUCUACAGGGGCUCCGUGUCCCCCUCCAAGCCGGCUGGUGACUGCUGGUACCACAUCCCAUCUCCUGCCAAGCAGCGGCUGAAGCAGGUGUCUGUGGGCCAGACGUCCGUGUACGCCGUGGAUGACAAUGGGAACUUGUGGUACCGCCAGGGGGUCACGCCCAGCUACCCGCAGGGCUCCAGCUGGGAGCACGUGUCCAACAAUGUGCGCCGAGUGUCCGUGGGGCCCCUGGACCAGGUCUGGGUCAUCGCCAACAAAGUCCAGGGCAGCCACAGCCUGAGCCAGGGAACCGUGUGUCACCGCACAGGCGUGCAGCCUCUGGAGCCCAAGGGGCAGGGCUGGGACUACGGCAUCGGGGGCGGCUGGGACCACAUCUCCAUCCGGGCCAAUGCCACCAGGGCCCCCAGGAGCGCGUCCCAGGAGACGGCUGGCGAGCAGGGCCUCCCCAGCGGGCCCUCGAGUGUGGCCGGUGCCCUGCAGGAGGCCGUGGGUCCCGUCUGCUGCUGAGCCACCUCCCUCGCCUUGCGGGUUCCGUCUGAAGAAUCAGCGCGGCCCAUGAGCCUUCGCUCGGAAUGAGCCGCUCUGUGCUGAAAUGCGGGUCCUGGCGUGGCUUGCCGGGACCUGGCCUGAGGUCACAGCUCAGGCAGCAGAAACAGCCCAGAAAUGUGAAGCCUGUGGACGUUCCCCACACUGUCCCUGUCAGCAAGGAGGGCGCUGGUGUGGAGUGGGCGCCCUCACCCGGCCUCUCCCACCCAUCCAAUCCCCCUCUGCCUCCCGCCUUUCCAGGGCGGGAACCUAGAGCCUGGAACCUUCCAGGAGGGCUGGCCCCUGGGAAAGCUGAGCCCACAAAGAGCGCCCGGUGGUCCAGGGGGUCCAAACGCAGACAUAGCUGAGGGCUCAGGGCUGUGGCCCACGCUGUGGUCGUUUCUCAGCACGGGACUUGCAGAUACGAUCUCAUUCCAAAGGUCAAGGGCGGAGUUGGCAGGUCCGAAAUAAAUGCUGGGGAGGUGUCACCUUCCCCAGGUGGGCAUGGGCCCCCGGGGUGGACAGGACCGAGGGGCCUGGGAGAAGCGGAGUGCUCAGCGGGCCCCUCCCCGAUGGGGCUGGGGGUUGGGGCAUCUUUUACUUGUGAUCAUGUUGCAGGGGAGGGCAGGGUGGAGGCGGAGACCAGCCAGGUGGUAGGAGGGCACCUCCCCCUUGGUGAAGGCCCCGGUUUGCUUCCACAACCAGUCCAGAGCUCGGAGUUGCUCCCACCCUCGGGUCCCAUUGGUGGGUCGUCCUGGCCACCACACGCCUUCCUGAGUAGCCGCACCUGAGAGCAGUCCAGGCGCACGUGGGCCCCACCUGGCCCGGCGGAAGGACGGCUGGGACGGUGGAGCGUGACCACAUAGCCCUUCCCAGGGGCUUCCCCCGCAAGCUGGCAGGAGAGUGCAGUACCUCCUUCGGGGUGCCCUCCCCGGGGACAUAUGAGGGUGCCAGCAGCCUCUGCAUUUGCAGGUGGGACCAGGAGGCGUGAGUCGGCCCAGGGCCCAGAGGGGCCGUAUGGGGUUGCCGGUCUCGGUCUGUUUACAUCCCUUCGUCAGGGUCUGCGUGGGCAUUAAGGUUCAUCUACAGCAGCUGCUGUCCUCGCUGUGCGUCCCCGUGGCUGGUCUCACCCUGCCCUCCCUCUAGGGACCCUGUGUCCUCCCUGCUGAGCACCACUGAGUCCCAGAUGCUUUAUUCAAUUAAAACUUACACCAGA
This is a messenger RNA of Myotis davidii, 5452 nucleotides long. It is a transcript of the gene TECPR1, whose product is annotated as tectonin beta-propeller repeat containing 1. The record is from RefSeq and is a predicted model, not a curated record. Gene Ontology annotation, cellular component: membrane. The transcript has 25 exons. NCBI's taxonomy places the organism in Eukaryota, Metazoa, Chordata, Mammalia, Chiroptera, Vespertilionidae. Bases 700 to 4218 code for a protein of 1172 amino acids.